Messenger RNA from Ostertagia ostertagi, 963 nucleotides. NCBI's taxonomy places the organism in Eukaryota, Metazoa, Nematoda, Chromadorea, Rhabditida, Trichostrongylidae. The record is from the annotation of a GenBank genome assembly.
AUGGCGGAGGAUUUGAAGAAGAUAAAGAAGAAGAAAAACAAGUUCAAAAAAGGCGCCGAUCAAGCCAAUUCCAACGAGUUGAAGCCGAAAAAGAAAGAGUUUACGGUGUCUCCGAAUCCAGGGAGUAGCGGCAAAAAACACAAGGCGGACGGUUUGAAUCAACCAUUGGUGAAGCAUCGUGAGGCGAUACUUGAGGAAAUUUUUCUUAAUCACUUCCUGCCAUCGAAUCGGAAACUUGUCCCUUUCAGUGGGCGCCCCUUGAAGAGAAUUGGGGAGAUUUGUUCCAACAGCAAGGACGGUAGAAAAAGACUGCUAGUUCUUUGGCGGUUUGAACAUAAACUUAAGCUAGUUUAUGAGAGGUUUCUGCGGGCGGUCGAGGGCUUAGCCUCGUUGGUUGUUGAAGACCUAAGCAAGCGAGCGCUACGCACUGCUCUCAACCUUCUUGCCGAGCGUCCUGAGGGUGAAAGGUUCCUUUUGAGUAUGCUGGUGAACAAAAUGGGACACCCAAAGGCUCAUAUUGGUGCUUUUGUUGCAACGUUGCUCGAAGAUCUCACGAAGCGGCAGCCGAAAAUGCGCUCUGUCGUUGUAGCCGAAGUGGAGCGGCUGAUUUAUAGGACAAAUGUGAGUCCCAAGGCACAUGUGUAUGCGUCGACAUUCCUUUCGCAGAUCCUUUUGCAUGCGGAAGACUCGUCGCUUGCUGUACAACUGCUGUCAAUUUACUUUGGUCUGUUCAAAACCCUUGUCAAUCGCAAACUUCCUGACAAUCGGCUCAUAGGAAUUCUUCUAUCUGCUGCAAACCGUGCGCUUCCAUUCGCAAAAGAGAAAGCCGAUUCAUUGGUUGAGGAUAUCAAUACGUUGUAUAAGAUUGUCCAUACAAGCUCUUAUUCGGUAUCGCUGCAAACACUGAAACUGUUAUUUCAAGUGCAUCAAAUAAGGUACCCGUCUAACUAUGAUUUAUCAUGA